CACUAUUUAAGACCGGUCUAUCUUGAGCACCACAUCUCGGUCCUCUUUGUUCGGAGAAAAUCAGCUGUUACGUCUACCAAUAUGCGUUCCCAUUUGCUCAUAUUAUCCCUUCCCAUCAUCUUAUCACGUUUUAGCGCUGCCUCGAUCAUUCCUACAGUGGCCGAGUUGCACGCCACGAAGCAUUCAACCGACAGCACACUGCAGAGUUUCACUGCUAAGCUCCAGGCCAAUGCCUACGGCACGACCUUCGCCGUCAACGUGACGUUGGGCGGAGAUCAAACAUUCCCCUUGUUAGUGGAUACUGGCAGCUCAGACCUUUGGGUUGUGCAGGACGACUGGAUAUGUGUCAACGACACCAGUAAUGCCAUCCUACCCCGAGAGAAUUGUGGUCUGGGUCCGGAAACGUAUCACCCAGAUUCGACAUUCCAAGAGGUCCCGGACGAAUUUUAUGGAGAGAUAAUGGGUAACGGGCGUCAGAGCGGAAUUCUCGGGAAAGAAGACGUGACCAUUGGUGGCGCCACAGUGAAAGGCCAGACCAUUGGCGUUGCUAACGUGUCAUCUAAUGCUCUUGAUGGAACUGUCAGCGGUAUUUUCGGAUUGGCAUAUCCCGUCUGGACUUCUGCACACCCUGGAUCCGUUCUGAAUCAGUCCAACGACACUUACGAUUAUGACCGAGUGAUAUACAGCCCAUUCUUUAACAGCCUAUAUGAAGAUGGACAGUGCGAGCCUUACUUCAGUUUGGCUUUGGAAAGGAUACCACAGGGUGAUGUUUCUGGGCCAGGCGGUUAUCUCACCUUCGGCAGCCUUCCUCCAGUGCCACACUCCGUGAACUUCUCCGUUGCCCCCGUCCAAAAUACUCCUCUUCCCGUCAACAUCACAAACAACAAAGCCCAGCCCUCAUGGUGGUCUGUCAACGUUGACAGUGUUGUGUACGGUCCCAGGGCUGACCGUUCCCACACCCUCACCACAAACUCGACUCAGUUCUUGGCCGUGGUCGACUCAGGUAACUGGUUUAACUUCCUUCCCAACAACCUUGCCGACCUGGUCAACAGUCACUUUUCACCUCCGGCCGUGCUGGACCCAACAAGCUACCCACCAACAUAUAAAGUUGCCUGCAACGCGACCGCUCCGACCCUCGGGUUCAGCAUUGGAAACCAGACAUUCUUCCACGAUGGACGGGAUCUGAUCCUCGACAUGGGUGGCGGCAGCUGCGUCUCCUCCUUGAUCUCGUUCGCCGGCGUGUCUUACGAAGGCGUUCAGCUGCACGGCGGUAUUGUUGGUGCGUCUUUUUUGAAAAAUGUCAUUGCGGUGUUUGACUUUGGAAAGACGGAGAUGAGGUUCGCAGCACGGACUAAUGGCACUGGCUCUUCAGGUGGGAACUCGUCGUCACCAACGAAAACUACUCCGUCCACUUCUUCUGCUCCCGGACAUCUGCUCGCGUGGACCACGAAAGGUUUAAUGCUGAUGGUGGCAAUGGUGUUUGCUUUUACGAUUACUGGCUCAGUAUAAUGCUACCCGAAGGUGUUUUCGGCCGAAUGUUUGGUGUGGCUUUGUAGCUGCCGGAGUGAGCUGUUCUUGCGAUCUGUAAAUAAAUGUAUUGAUUGCAAGACGGUUUUACCAGAUCACGAUUGACUACAGAUGUGUUGGUAUAAGAACUUUACAGCUGACAAGGGCAAUUUCCAAGGUUACCUCUUGUGCUAGGAGACUCCACCGAUAACCCUCCAGCUACGCGGCCAAAAGGCAGGUUUUUUAAGUGCUGCAUUUGAGCGUCUAGACUUCUAGUUAGUGACCGUCGGCAAGAAAUGUGAAGCUGGAAGAGUACUUCAGUUCUGAAGCUUCAAGUGGAACGGGAAGAGUAAGGGAGAGGCGUUAUUAUUAUAGGGCCUAUCUGAGGUUGUUGGAC
Molecule: messenger RNA, 1903 nt
Organism: Exophiala oligosperma
Lineage: Eukaryota; Fungi; Ascomycota; Eurotiomycetes; Chaetothyriales; Herpotrichiellaceae
Exons: 1
Coding region: 82-1509 (475 amino acids)
Biological process (GO): proteolysis
Cellular component (GO): fungal-type vacuole
Molecular function (GO): aspartic-type endopeptidase activity
Source: RefSeq, a predicted model, not a curated record